Eufriesea mexicana is the source of this 933-nucleotide messenger RNA. It is a transcript of the gene Mic26-27, whose product is annotated as MICOS complex subunit 26/27. NCBI's taxonomy places the organism in Eukaryota, Metazoa, Arthropoda, Insecta, Hymenoptera, Apidae. The coding region runs from base 147 to 860 and encodes 237 amino acids. Gene Ontology annotation, biological process: cristae formation. Gene Ontology annotation, cellular component: MICOS complex. The record is from RefSeq and is a predicted model, not a curated record. The transcript is spliced from 6 exons.
UGAAAUCAGUUCUAUUAGUAUGGAAAUAAAUUUUUCUUUGUAGUUAAACAGUUAAUGAAUUUUGAUGAGUAAUUUGAAAUAUUUUGACGUAAUUUAUAAAAAAAAUACUUGUCCUUAAGAUAACUAUUAUUAAAUUGCAUUUUAAAAUGCAACGAGCAAUGUUGUUCAAGAAAUUCUUGAUGCCGUGUGGACUAUGUGCUGCAGUACCAGCAAUGAAACCUACAACUUCCUCUGAAGAACAUACCACACCUUGUAAUAAUGAAACACAAGGAAAGAAAUUAAUAAAACCAUCAGAAUUACCCAUUUAUUCUAUUGAUGAUGGGUAUUCUAAGCAGAUGCCAUGCGUAGAAUACCCUUCCAUUGUAGAAGAAAAUAUUAGAAAAGUACGUCAAACAGUGCAAAAGUUAAAACUUAUAUCAGAUACAGUUUCUCAUAAUGUUUCAAAUGCUUUUGAAAACUUCAAAUUUGUAGUUGAUUAUCUCCAAGACAAUGAUAAUUAUAUACCACGACUAGGAGCAGUUGGUAUUGGUGGUUUAUCAGGAUUAGUAUUAAGUUUGAGAGGAGGCAAGUUAAAACGAUUAGUUUAUACAUCUACAGGUGCUAGCAUUAUUGGGUGUAUUUGCUUUCCUAAAGAAAUGAAACAAGUAGUUGAUAAAAUGGAACACUAUAUGAGUAUUGGUUACAAUUUCAUUUAUGAUGUGAAACCAGGAGACAGCCAAAAGGAAAUUUCAUUAAAUGAAUUUCCAAUACUGAAAAGUGUGAUUGAAUUAGAAUAUUUUCGUAUGAUAACUGAAUUUUUUAAACAAAAAACAAAUGAUACAACUGAUGUAUCGACUGAAACAACUGUGAAAAUGGAGUAAAAUAUGAAGAAAUUGGAGAAGAAGAAGGAAUGGACUAAUAUAUUCAGUAGUUAUUGAAUAUUUCAUAAUUGAA